UACAAACAUACAAUUUCACAUGCACAUGACACCCAGACCCGAAACAACAAUCUGUGGAUUAAUCGUUACAUACAGGUAUGUAUGUAACGAUUAAUACCUAUAAAAUUCUCUGAAUGACUGACAAAUAGAAUAAUGCACAAUUUAUGCCACUGAUGACCUAAAACUUAGAAGGUCUUUUGUAUGACGGAGCAUAUACCACGGUGCGAGAGACCGGGCUCACCGACUAUGUAAGACAAUAAUUAUACGUCAUCAGUGGCAGUUUAAAAAAAUAACAUAGAUAUUACUUGUGUUUAGUAGAUUCUUUAAUUUAACAAUUUUGUAGGGCGUAUCGAGGUGACACCAUCGGUGGGUUCGAAACCUUGCAAGUAUCAAUGAACAUGUGCCGUAGGCACAUAACUAUCUAUUGUAUUAGUCUAUGCGAAUGUAUCGAUUCUUAACUAUCGCAUCUAUAAUGUAUCUACUCAUUGUCUCUAACGCCAUAUAAUAAAUAGUGUUAAUCGUACCAAUUAAGCCAGUGUGUAUCAGUACUUCAUAAUAAAUGGUUGACAUAUCGGAGUUUCCUUAAUUAUACAACCCUGACGGAACAAGUGGUGACCCCGACGUGAUCCUGAAGUACAAUGGCCACUCAACCAAAGCCGCAACCUGAGGUCGUGGAACUAGCCACUGUGACUGUAUCAUCCAGAAUCCCUGAAUUUUGGAGCGACCAGCCUCGCCUCUGGUUUGUGCAGUGUGAGGCAGUCCUAGGCCCACAGAAACUUAGCGACGAAGCACGUUUCAACCUCGUUGUUACAAAACUCGGGAAGGAAGUAGUGCAACAAGUCAGUGACAUUCUGUUGAAACCACCUGAAACAAAAAAGUUCGAAGCGCUGAAGACCCGUCUUUUGUCUGUGUAUGAGGAGUCUGAAACACGGCAAUUCCAGAAGCUUCUCGGUGAGAUGGAGUUAGGCGACCAGAAGCCUUCGCAGCUUUUGCGCCGCAUGAAAGAUCUCGCGCGUGACAAAGUUCCUGAUGAGACGCUGCGUUUGAUGUGGCAAGGUCAUCUUCCAUCACCAGUCAGAGCCGUACUCGCUGUCACCGAGGUCACAAAUUUGGACAAUCUCGCCGUGAUUGCCGAUAAGGUAAUAGAAACUUCAAAACCGCUGCAAGUAUCGGAAGUUCAAACUGCGUCCAAUACGAACAAUGACCAAUCUUAUAUUAUAGCUGAAUUAGCUAAACUCAGCAUGAAGAUCAGGGACAUGGAGAGAGGCAGAAAUAGAGUUCGAAAUUUUAAUAGACCAUUUAAUCGGAGACAGUCUCGAUCAAUGUCACGCGGACGUAACCUGAGCCGUCGUACACCUGACUCGCCGGAUUGGUUGUGUCAUUAUCAUUUUAAAUUUCAUAAUCGAGCAAGGAAAUGCGUAGAGCCGUGCGCAUGGAAAAAGAAUGAACAAAACAAGGGAAACUGAAACAGGCACAACUGCAGGCGGAGGUGUGUGCUAUCAAUCCAGUUAGCCGCCUAUGUAUUAUGGACAAUAACAGCGGGAUGCAAUUUUUAGUAGACACUGGUGCUAAUAUAUCUGUGUUACCCGUGACAAGAA
Spodoptera frugiperda (fall armyworm) is the source of this 1577-nucleotide messenger RNA. RefSeq lists its product as uncharacterized. Lineage: Eukaryota; Metazoa; Arthropoda; Insecta; Lepidoptera; Noctuidae. The transcript has a single exon. The coding region runs from base 618 to 1445 and encodes 275 amino acids. The record is from RefSeq and is a predicted model, not a curated record.